Molecule: messenger RNA, 3980 nt
Organism: Erpetoichthys calabaricus (reedfish)
Lineage: Eukaryota; Metazoa; Chordata; Cladistia; Polypteriformes; Polypteridae
Gene: glipr2
Product: GLI pathogenesis-related 2
Cellular component (GO): extracellular region
Source: RefSeq, a predicted model, not a curated record
CUGCCACACGUGCCCAUGGCAUGCCGUGUCUGUGCCCUCUUUGAUUCCACUGUUCUUUUCCACCAUUUUUCGAAAGAUGGUCACUCAUCCAAGUUUGAGAAGGAAUUCCUGGAGGCCCACAACAACUACCGAAAACUGCAUGGCGCACCCCCCCUGCAGCUCACUCGGGAGCUGUGCCAGUCGGCUCAGCAGUGGGCCAACCACUUGCUGUCCAUCAAGUCCCUGCAGCACAGCGACACGGACAACGGCGAGAACCUCUACUACGCCUGGAGCUCAACGCCCAAGGAGAUCCUAGGAAAGGAGGCUGUGGAUUCCUGGUACAGUGAAAUCAAGGACUACGACUUCAGUAACCCGGGCUUCAUGGGCAACACGGGCCACUUCACCCAGGUGGUGUGGAAAGACUCCAAGGAAGUCGGAGUGGGCAAGGCCACCGAUGGGAAGACCAUCUACGUGGUGGGCCAGUACAAGCCUGCCGGCAACAUCAGCAACGAUGGCUUCUUCCAGAAGAACGUCCUGCCGGCCAACAGCUCAGGUGGGCAACCAAAGUACAACAACCCAGACUCGGCCCCCAAGAAACUGGCAGACAAGAACAGCCUGGCAGCAGGGAAACUUUCCAUGGCGGAGUUUGAGACGGAAGCCCUUGAGUGUCACAACGCAUACCGCAAGCUCCAUGGAGUGCCAGCCCUCAGCCUCAGUCGAGAGCUGUGCCAAGAUGCCCAGAAAUGGGCCAACCACCUGGCAUCACUGGGAACCAUCCAGCACAGCAACAGCAACUAUGGAGAGAAUCUGUACUGCAAGUGGAGCUCGAACAAAGCCGAUGCCACUGGUAAGGAUGUUGUCGACUACUGGUACAGCGAAAUCAAGGAUUACAAUUUCCAGGACCCAGGCUUCCAGUCCAACACAGGCCACUUCACUCAAGUUGUCUGGAAAGAUUCACGCAACCUGGGCAUCGGCAAGACAGUAAACGCCAAGGGGAUGGUGAUAGCAGUGGCACACUAUGACCCAGCAGGGAAUAUCACCAACCCAGGGUACUUUGAGAAGAAUGUGCGCCCACGAGGAGCCGCUCCAGCCUCCAAUGAUACCCUGCCAGAGGGUGGCAAGAAGAUGGCAAAUCCAGGUGGUGACAACUUUGCCCAGGACUUUCUUCAAGCCUGCAAUGAACGGCGGGCUUGGCAUGGCGCAAAGCCCCUUGAGCUCAACUCCCAGAUCAGCAGAGACGCCCAGAGUUGGGCCGAGCAUCUGGUCAAGCUGGGGACCCUCAAGCACUCGGACACCAAACUCGGGGAGAACAUCUGGGCGCAGAGAGGACCCCCGCAAGCCACCGUGUCAGGGGCACAGACGGUGGAGGCCUGGUACAAGGAGGUGGACAACUAUGACUUCUCCAAAGCGGGCCACCAGGAGAGGACAGGUCACUUCACCCAGCUGGUGUGGCGGAGCUCUACCGAGGUUGGUGUCGGGAAAGCCUCUGAUGGGAAGGGGCUCAUCGUCAUCGUCGCACAGUUUAGUCCUGCGGGGAACAUCACCAACCGGGGCUACCACGAGCGAAACGUCCUGCCAAAGGGGUCAAAGGUCACAGACGAGCCCGUGGAGAAGGAGAUGGAAAAGCUGCAGCUCACCAACCAGGUGGUUCCCAUUGCAGCUGGACAGCUACAGCUCUUCUCAUCCUCCCUGGUGGACGCUCAUAACCGAUUCCGCCAGCAGCAUGGCGCCGCACCACUGAUCUGCAGCAGCUCUCUCUCAAGGAAGGCCCAGCAGUGGGCUGAAGCUUUAGUGGGCAUGCGGGCCCUGAAGAGCAGUGGGAUGGACUACGGGGAGAACCUCUGGUAUCGCCAGGGCAACAGCCUCACUCUGCCCACAGGCACAGAGGUGGCCGAGGCCUGGUACAGUGAGAACACAAAGUACAAUUUCAGCACCCCUGGCUUCCAGUCAGGAUCAGGCAACUUCACCCAGAUGGUAUGGAAGUCCUCGUUGCAGAUGGGCAUUGGCCUGGCACAGGAUGGCGAUGGCCUGUUUAUAGUUGUAGCCUUCUUUGACCCUGCGGGAAACAUCACCAACCAGGGCUACUUUGAGAAGAACGUGCAGGCCCCGGCCACUAGGGGGCUCUCCAUCAAGUUACCCUAAUAUUUUUAAACCAAAAGUCCUGCCCACGACAGGAGACGGGUCUAACUGCAGCCCACAAUAGUUAUGACGACGGGCACAUAAUGCCCCCUAAUCUUAACCACAGUGUAAUCGGGCAUUUGAUGGGCAUUUCGUGGCUGAUGUUGUGGGCAUUGCAUGAUUGGCUGCAUAGGUAUUGUGGGCUGCAAUUACACUCUGUUGCAUGCCAGCAGCACCCUCUAAAGUACCCCUGUGUUUGUGAUGUCCCUAUCUCUCUGCCCUCAGUCCUGCUAGCAGCAUUCCUACCUGGCACGAAGCACAGUGAAGGUGCCAACACAAGAGCCAUCGCUGCUGGUCACUCAGCUUGUCCGUUUCCUGGUCUGAUGCACUGAUACCAGGCUCCCCUCAACCCCUCCAGCAGUUCUGACCAAAUGCAGGACCUCCUCACGGUCACCUGGGGGCAGCAGCGAGUCACACAAAUGGCUCUCACACCUUAAGCCCAAGGACUUGGCUGCACUUCCUGAACCUCCUGGAAAAGGCGGAGGAGCAGCAAACACAUAAAUGAUCAAUAGGGACAGGGAAAGCCAGGGGCAGGUGCUGGCAUUAUGCGGUCCAGCUAUGCCACGACACCACAUUUGUGUAGGGGAUGCAGAGGGGUGAGGCCUUUGGAAUGCCAUCCAGCAGGUUGGGGCAGCAGGGUGCUGCUCGCCACAGGGAAUGAAAUUGUUUACCAAGAUGAAUGCGCCAGGUGAAGCCGUGCCCCUCCCCCAUCCCCGUGCCCCCUCCUCUCGGAUGGACGUCCCCCUGCCUGUGCUGUAACCUGAGUGCCACCCCAUGUGCUGCUGCAUGCGCUUUGCCCACCACGCUGUACUGAAGGCUAUUUCGGGCUGACAGCCUUGCCCAGUUUUCAUGGACCCUGUCAGCCAAGUGGACGCCAGCAGCUGAGGUGGACAGGAGUCCCAGACGUCUGGUGAAUUGUCGGUCAGUCGUGUUUUUGAGGGUCCUGAUGGCUGCCCUGUGGUCAGCUGGCCUCUGACUGGCAUCACUCUUCCUUGUGUGUUUUGUGGUGGCAUAUUGCAGGAGACGAGAGGCAGGGCACCUAAGUGGUACCGUUACCAGGAGGGUAUGAGCACGCAGCUCGUGUGCAUCUGAGGGCACCUUAUCCUGUGAAAGUCGCUAUAUAAAAUAAAGGGUAACCAUUCUGAAGAGGGCACACUCAGAGCUCCUUGCUUUCUAUAAGACUCAUGACAGUGUGACAGUCACGUCAUGACAAAGGGGUCGUGAUCAGGGCAUUCUGCCAUGUCUCAAUGGCCCGCAGUGCGAGGGUCUGUGGAGCUGAGUGAAGAAACAGUAAAAUGGUGGCUAGUUUACAGCUGGCAUGUGGGCACACUGGUUAUCAUUGCUGCCUCCCAGAGUCACCAAUCCGGGUUUGACUCCUGUGCCCAGGGGUUUACGUGUUGUCCCCGCAUUUGUGUCCGUUUUCCACUUCACUCACGACAAAAGAGACACAUCUUUGAUUAGUGGGUGGUCUAUCGUGUGAGUGGGCCCUGGCACCCCAUCAGCUGCCUGCUGCGCUCCUUCAUAUCAGAAAGUGGUGAUGGUGCCCCCUCUUGGUGAACUGCAGAACUGAACGAGGCCUAAACCGAGGAAGAGAAGCAAAAACAACCAAAGUCCAAUGUGGGCCUCGUCAUCGGUGAUGGGCACCAACCCCCCCCCCCCCUCACCUGCUGGCCAUGAUCUUCACCCCUUGCAGGCUGGAAAGGCGCUAUAUUAAGCGUGCUUUGUCUCUCAGCUUUAUGUGUCGAAUAGCGCUGGUCUUCUUCUUCACUUGUCUCGCUCCUUUUGUUCUUGCACUGUUUACAAUAAAGAUCAACCCAUCAGUC